CCCCUUACCGUAGCAAUUUCAGUGCUUUUCUUCAGUCAUGGCGACAGAACUCCAAGAUCGAGUAGCCAUUGUUACCGGAUCUUCUCGCGGAAUCGGUAAAACUAUUGCACUUCAAUUGGCCUCACUUGGUGCUAAACUCGUCAUCAACUAUUCCUCCAACUCCACUCAAGCAGACGACGUCGUAUCCCAGAUCAAUUCCACCUCCGCUUCCCCACGCGCCAUCGCCGUCAAAGCCAACGUCUCCGACCCAGAUCAAGUCAAAUCCCUCUUUGACGCUGCAGAAUCGGCUUUUCAAUCGCCGGUCAACAUCCUGGUCAACUCAGCCGGCGUACUCGACGGAAAAUACCCGUCGAUCUUAAACACAACUCUAGAGGAUUUCGACAGGACUUUCGAUGUGAACGCGCGUGGAGCUUUCGUGUGCUGCAAGGAAGGCGCUAAGAGAAUCAAACACGGCGGAGGAGGGAGGAUUAUAUGCUUAUCGACGUCGUUAGCAGCGGCGUUUAGACCUGGGUAUGGAGCGUACAUCGCUUCAAAGGCGGCUGUGGAAGCAAUGGUGAAGAUACUGGCGAAGGAACUCAAAGGGACAGGAAUAACGGCGAAUUGUGUGGCGCCGGGACCCAUAGCGACGGAAUUGUUUUACGAUGGGAAAACGGAGGCGAUGAUAAAGAAGGUGAUUGAUGAUUGUCCACAUGGAAGACUUGGCCUGCCGGAGGAUAUUGCGCCGGUGGUUGGUUUUUUGGCCGGCGAUGCUUCUGAAUGGGUUAAUGGACAGAUCAUUCGGGUCAAUGGCGGUUUCAUCUGAAUUUAUUUUAUUUGGCAAGAGUUUUGUUUAAAUCUGCAGUUUAGCUUGUCAUAUCUAUAUAUUUUUUUAAUUUGUUUGCCUUUGCGCAUUCCAAGUCUUUGAUGUGAAUCAAAUUAACAUUUUGUAUUGAUUCUUGUCUUGUUACAUUUGAAAUCACAUUUUUAAAUUCAAAA
Molecule: messenger RNA, 975 nt
Organism: Solanum dulcamara
Lineage: Eukaryota; Viridiplantae; Streptophyta; Magnoliopsida; Solanales; Solanaceae
Product: NADPH-dependent aldehyde reductase-like protein, chloroplastic
Exons: 1
Coding region: 38-802 (254 amino acids)
Source: RefSeq, a predicted model, not a curated record